AUGUCCACCUCCAAACUACGUGUAGCGGUGGUAGGCGCUGGACCAGGCGGUCUGGCUAGUACUAUCUUUCUCUCUCGACUGCCAUUUGUGGAAUUGAGCGUUUUUGAGAAAGCCCGAGAAUUGCGGGAAAUAGGAGCGGGCAUUACAUUGAAUCAGAAUACUUGGAGGUUGUUAAGAUUGUUAGAAGCUACAGAUGUCUUAGGAGAGGAGUAUAGUACCAGGGGAGAUGCGUCAGUCGUGGACCAACAGCAUAGAAAUGGACUCAGUGGGAAGUUGUUGUUGGAGAAACAUCAAUCAAGUAAGCUUUAUAACCCCUGCUUUAUUGAUGUUUUUGUUGACCCGGAUACACCGGCCAAAUCACGAGUUAAACGGUAUAAACUUCAAAGUGCGCUCUUGUCCAAAAUACCACCAGGAAAGAUUCAGCUGUGUAAAGGGCUAUCAAGAGUAGAUGAGAUUUCCGGAGAGCUAUUUCUCGAGUUUCAGGAUGGGACGAGAGAAGGACCUUUUGAUCUUUUGAUAGGGGCGGAUGGUAUACGAUCUUCAUAUGGCGAGGUAAGACAGCACGCUUUCCCAAAACAUCAUAUAGGUUACACUGGUAAAGUUGCGUACAGAGCUUUGCUACCUCAAUCUUCGGUCGCUCAUAUACCCAACUUACCACAAGUAUCAAAUUGGUGGUGGAUGCCAGACGCGAGGGUGUUCACAGUUGGGUUAGGGGAUCAGUUCGAAAUUGCCGUUUGGGUUUCAGAGAGUGAAGAAGAGGGUGGAAAAGUAAGUUGGGGUCAGAAAGCAGGUAAAGAAAAAGUAUUAAGACAUUGCGAGUCUUUUUGCGAGACUGUACGAGCGAUAAUAUCCAUUCCAGAAACAUGGCUUGAAUUCUCGAUGUUUGGUGGACCAAGAUUAGAGAGGGUAAUAGAGGGUGAGAAAAUCGCAUUAGUGGGAGAUGCUUCACAUCCUUUGUCUGGUGCUUUUGGAGCAGGAGCAGCUUUCGCUUUCGAAGAUGCAUAUAUUCUCUUUUCCGCUAUUCAACACGCAUGGGAUAAUGGACAAACACUUUCAGAGGCAUUGGAGAACUUCGAUUCUGUCCGAGCACCAUUUUACGAAAGAAUAUUCUCCGUCAUAGACCUUAUGGCUUCAAACUAUUCUUCCGCGUUAAAACAAGGUACAGACUUGGAAGAUAAAGUAUCACGAAUAGUCGAUCAGAAUUGGAAAGAUCUUGAAACUUCUUGGAUAUACGAAUAUGACGUUUGUUUCAUUUUACCAUUCUUCAUCAAUUCUCCUGGUGACCAUUCUUCAUUAAUUCUCCUCGUUACCAUUCUUCAUCCUUCUGACCAAUCCCCUUUGCUUGAAUCCUAA
Molecule: messenger RNA, 1353 nt
Organism: Tremella mesenterica DSM 1558
Lineage: Eukaryota; Fungi; Basidiomycota; Tremellomycetes; Tremellales; Tremellaceae
Exons: 10
Coding region: 1-1353 (450 amino acids)
Biological process (GO): secondary metabolite biosynthetic process
Molecular function (GO): FAD binding
Source: RefSeq, a predicted model, not a curated record